AUGUCGACCACGAUUGAAAAGAUUAAGGAGAUCGAGUCCGAGAUGGCUCGGACUCAAAAGAACAAGAACACCUCGUUCCAUUUGGGACAACUGAAGGCCAAGCUUGCUAAGCUCAAGCGUGAACUGUUGACCCCCAGUGGAGGAGGUGGUGGCGGUGGCUCUGGUUUCGAUGUUGCGCGUACUGGUGUCGCCAGUGUUGGUUUUAUUGGUUUCCCGUCCGUCGGCAAGAGUACCCUGAUGAAUAAAUUGACUGGCCAACACUCCGAAGCCGCGGCCUACGAGUUCACAACCCUCACGACUGUCCCCGGUCAGGUGAUGUACAACGGUGCUAAGAUCCAGAUUCUCGAUCUUCCUGGUAUUAUUCAAGGUGCCAAAGACGGAAAGGGUCGUGGUCGUCAGGUCAUUGCUGUGGCCAAGACUUGCAACCUCAUUUUCAUUGUCCUUGACGUGAACAAGCCUUUGGUUGAUAAGCGAGUCAUCGAGAACGAAUUGGAGGGCUUCGGUAUUCGAAUCAAUAAGAAGCCCCCCAACAUUCUGUUCAAGAAGAAGGACAAGGGUGGUAUUGCCAUCACCAGCACCCAGCCUUUGACUCACAUUGACAACGAUGAAAUUAAAGCUGUGAUGAACGAAUACAAGAUUUCAUCUGCUGAUAUCUCCAUUCGAUGCGAUGCUACUAUUGAUGACCUGAUUGAUGUUCUGGAAGCGAAAUCUCGCAGCUACAUCCCCGUCGUUUAUGCACUGAACAAGAUCGAUGCCAUCUCCAUCGAAGAGCUGGACUUGUUGUACAGAAUUCCCAACGCCGUUCCCAUCAGUUCAGAGCACGGAUGGAACGUCGACGAGCUGAUGGAAAUGAUGUGGGACAAGCUCAAAUUGCGCCGAAUCUACACCAAGCCCAAGGGCAGAGCGCCCGAUUAUUCGGCCCCUGUUGUGUUGCGUUCAUACGCAUGCACAGUCGAGAACUUCUGUGACUCUAUUCACCGAACCAUCAAGGACGACUUCAAGCACGCCGUUGUGUAUGGUCGCUCAGUGAAGCACCAACCGCAGCGCGUCGGUCUUUCGCACGAACUUGCUGAUGAAGAUAUUGUGUCGAUCGUCAAGCGGUAA
Penicillium olsonii is the source of this 1104-nucleotide messenger RNA. The record is from the annotation of a GenBank genome assembly. Lineage: Eukaryota; Fungi; Ascomycota; Eurotiomycetes; Eurotiales; Aspergillaceae.